AUGAAUUUGACGAAGACGCAAAUGGACAAAAUCACAGACGCUGACGCAGCUGACGCAUGGCUCCGAAGGUUUACCAACAAGGUCAACAGCAGUCCCGGCCUGCGAGCUCAUCAGGCAGCUGUCGAGACGACACCUACCAAGUCUACCUCUAACCCUCCGCGGACCGCUGCCGACUCUCGUCCCAUAAUGACCUACAGCCUUGGCAGCAGUGCCGAUGAGAACAGGGGCGUGCCAUCGACUCCAUUCUCCGAACUGAUGCCACAGGUUCAGGCUGAUGGUCAAAUGCCGGACAUUUUUGCCCACAAAGGCCCAUCGCUGCCGAAACGCCGCAACCUCCGAUCACCUGUUCCAAUCCAGGCCGAUGCGAGUCGUAUUCCUGGUCUCGUUGCUUACCGUCCGCCUACGGAAUCCGUUGCCCAUCCUGUAUCGCCUCUCAGGCAGAGCAACCAUGGCCGGGACAGCGAUGGCGUGUCUGCCUACUGCCCAAGCGCCCACCUGUCGGAUUCCAUCUACCUCGGGCAGAAGCACACGACGACUUCCUCACAGAGGAGCAUGGGCGGACCGGUCGUCGGCAUGUAUAAUGCUUGGAAUUCGAUGGGGAAUACCAGCGACUAUCCAGAACCAUCAUCUCGUACUCACAACCUAGCUCAGCGGCCUCGGCGCUCCAAGAGUACCUCUGAUGGCUUGGUGUCGGACAGCAUGAGCCGUAUGAUGGGGCCGGUCCAUACUUUGCCUCCGCCGCCCUCACCGCUUUCCAGUCAUAAUUCUCGCUGGGCUACCGACGUCCAGAACGAUACGGCCGAGGGCGACUUGUUCUCACCCUUGGCCCUGUAUUUCCGUGGUCGCGAUUUUCCAACGUCCAAGAGGGGUGAAAAGGUCAUGAUCGGACGAAAUGGCUGGCUCGAGCGUACCGAGCGAUCACCAGAACGGGGCCUGCAGACGACUCGGAAGAAGCGAGCAGGCAUUAUCGAGAGCAUCAAGAAGAUUGCCAAGGAUAUGACGGCAGAAUUUGCCAACACCGGCCGACGAUCGCAGCCUUCGACAAGAGAAGCUGCUUCACACAUUGCCAUCUCCCUCACACCGCGAGAGCAGAGUCUGCUAUUUUGCGAGCUCGAGUUUCAUCUCACCAGUGCACUGCAUGAUUUCAUCACCGCCGAGCUCGAAAGGGGUCACCUCGUAGCAGAUAAUCUCAAGAGCAUCUCGGAUUGGUGGCUUUCUCAGGGCCGGCCCAAGGUUAUCGGCUUCCGGUAUGAUUUAGAGACGCAGCUUGAGCUCGUAUGUCUUCAUGUCCACGACUUCAACUUCUACGGCCGCCACCAGAGCAACCCGGUGGAAAUUGCCGGCCUCCUUGAUGCCAUGAAGGCGGAUGCCCGCCAGAUUCGGGUCCGCACCUUCUGCCAACCGGACUCGGUGAUUGCGAAGCAACUUGUCGACUCGCAGUCGCUCUUCAACAUGAUCAAUGUUUCACAUUGCCGUCAGCUUGGCCUGUCCGAGAUUGUCCAAUUCUUCAGGGUCAUCGUGGGGCGCGAGAAGCAAAAGCGAGAGGCACAAAGGACGACAGCGUCCCAUCCCUGUUCGGCACGAAAUCUUGCCGUUGAUGAUUCUCGGUGGGGGAGGCACCGCUACGAGAAAGAUUGGCAACGACAGCAUGGUGAUCAGAUAUUCCCAGCCAGCGAAGUCCGGUAUGAAUCAGAGGUGGUGCACGACUACGAUGAAGCAGUGGUAGAGCCUCUUCCAUAUGCUCGCCGACACCGGGGACAGAGCAGCACAUAA
Drechmeria coniospora is the source of this 1773-nucleotide messenger RNA. RefSeq lists its product as uncharacterized. NCBI's taxonomy places the organism in Eukaryota, Fungi, Ascomycota, Sordariomycetes, Hypocreales, Ophiocordycipitaceae. The coding region runs from base 1 to 1773 and encodes 590 amino acids. The record is from RefSeq and is a predicted model, not a curated record. The transcript is spliced from 3 exons.